CUGAACACUGAUGGUGUUACUGUGUACAAGUCCUCCACACAAAGCCUUUGGCCAGUCUAUCUUACUAUCAACGAGUUGCCACCACAAUUAAGAUUUUUUUUAUCAAAUACACAAUUGUCUGUGGGUUGUGGUGUCAGCCAUACAAACCACUAAUGCACCUAUUUCUGAAACCAAUAAUGGAAGAGUUAGUUCACCUAGAAGAAACAGGUAUUCUUAUUGACACACCAUAUGGGUCUAAGAUCUGUAAAGCAAGACUGCGUUUGAUGACAAUCGACCUGCCAGCAAGAGCCAUUGUCAUGAAUAUGAAGUACUACAAUGGAGAAAAAUAUUCCCAGUUUUGUCUGCAGAGUGGAACCACACUACCAGAAAUCCAUUGCACCGAUUUUGGCCAUAUGAGAAAAAAGGUUGUUCUAAGAGACAAUGCCAGCUUGCAACGACAUAGCGAGGAGGCUCUCAAGACAGGAACAACAAUCUAUGGAGUGAAGGGUGUUAGCCCAUUAGCUAGAGUGAAAUCAGUAGAUCUGGUCAAGUCUUGUGCCAUCGACUGGAUGCACUGUGUGCUCCUUGGAGUUACAAGAAAACGUUUUGAAAUAAGGUUAUCAAAAGACACAAGACUGCUGCUGACUAAGAUACCUUUAGUCGAUAAAAGAUUUCUAUCGAUUACAGACAUACCUAAACACAUUACUACAGUGCCCCGUUCAGUCACGGAAUGGUCCAACUGGAAGGCAAAUGAGUUUCGAACAUUUUUGAUUCACUAUGGCCUGCCAGUUCUCAGAGGCACAUUGCCAUUGGAUAAUUACAUUCAUUUUACGUUGCUUGUAGCAGCCAUAAGACGACGCUCCCAAGCAAAAAUCUGUGUAUCAGAUGUUGAAACAGCAUACAAAUAUCUAGACAUCUUUUGCUGUCACUUUGAAAAUUUGUAUGAGAAAAUACAGCUGCAGCUGCUACCACCAUAGAACCCUUAGGUACACCAGAGCAAAAAGAAUUGACAACAGCAACACUAAAACAAUUGGACAGCCUGGUGAGAAAAAGAAAUCAAUAUCAUUCAACCACCCAAUCAACAGAAACAGCAAGUUACAGACAACUAAAGAUCAAUGGAACAGUAUUUACAGCAAGAAGUUAUCUACGUAGCAAGCGAGUCUCUCGCACUGUGGAAGUUCGAAAGAAUCACUUUGAAUAUGGAACAAUCGACCAAUUUAUUCUUCGUCAAGAAAUCUUUUAUGCCACUAAAGACAGUUUCGAAAAACUAAAUACCCCGACUGCAGAGCAAGUUUCUGUAAUUCAACAUUAGACGAACUGGUAGGAAAUCAAGUGUUUCCAGUUGAUUAAACAAAACAAAUUUGGUGGUACCUGCUAUCAGCAUAGUACAAAAAGUGAUUCCAAUAGAAAUGGAAGGAUCAACCAUGAAAUACAUAUCUCUCUUGGAUGAUGCCCUUGAACACGACUGAAUUGUAUUUAGCUGUUGUUAUCAUACGUAUGUACAUGUACUAUAUGCUGCAUUUGUAACAAUCUAACACAACCGUUGGUGUAAAUAAUUACUUGUGAAACUAUAUCAUUUUGUACAGUGUAUAUAUUGCACGCAAAGUGUAUGCAUGGACAAUCCAUGAAUUGCUCGACACAAUCUAUUGAUCGCCUGUACAAACCAUGGAUAGCAUACGCGAAACCUGCAUCCCUAACCCUAAAGCAAAUUCUCAAAUUACCCGAAUUCACUAGAUAUGCACAAUUUGUCCAUGUUCAUAUCCACGCAUUGCUCAUGACACAUAUACACAUGCAUUUUGUACAUACUUUGAUCACUGUCCAAGUCAAAAUUGGUCCUCGAAACAAUACUAUCUAUCAACUAUUAACUAACUACACCUACGGGGCAUUCGAUUGGGCUCUUCCAGCCUCUUCCAAAAGAGUCUGUAAAAAGUUCGAAAGAAGUUGAAACAGCUACAGCUGCGACCAAUAAACCGCCAUGCUCUUCCAAAACUGGAACAUUUGCAACCUCAUGUGCACGUUACAAUGUCGCUACAACAACAAAGCAGAAGUGUUUGGUGACUUGCUUGUUACAAAAGACAGCAAGUGGUUAAAGAUCUCCUUGUCUCUCGUGCCACUAGCGUUGACUAAUGCAACCCUUGAAGUAUGUGCCACACACACCUCUUCCAGCGGUGGCAGAGCUGGUAGAGGUUGGAAGAGGAAAGAGGUUUUUUGAAAGAGGUUACAUACAUGUGUG
Molecule: messenger RNA, 2212 nt
Organism: Corticium candelabrum
Lineage: Eukaryota; Metazoa; Porifera; Homoscleromorpha; Homosclerophorida; Plakinidae
Exons: 7
Coding region: 153-956 (267 amino acids)
Source: RefSeq, a predicted model, not a curated record